Aphis gossypii (cotton aphid) is the source of this 1338-nucleotide messenger RNA. RefSeq lists its product as uncharacterized. The record is from RefSeq and is a predicted model, not a curated record. The transcript has a single exon. NCBI's taxonomy places the organism in Eukaryota, Metazoa, Arthropoda, Insecta, Hemiptera, Aphididae. Bases 1 to 1338 code for a protein of 445 amino acids.
AUGGAUAUACCAACACCGCUUACAUCUAUAAUAGACACAGAAUUAAAUGAUUGUUUAUUGGAAGAGAACUAUGCAAGCAAACUUUUAGCAUCGCUAUAUUCAAACCCUCAAAUACCUAGAAAUGUUGUUCAAACUGUUGUAAAUGACAUGACAUCUAUUUUUGACAAUAUACAUCAUACCUUACAGAGAAGAGUUUCUAAAUUACUUUCUAAUGGUAAUAUUUCAAUUGAAUGUUUCAAUCAUUUUAACUCAAUUCUGGAUAUUAUAGAACACCCCUUUUCUGAUCUCAAUACUGAGUAUAAACGAAUUAAAUACUAUACCCAAAUAGGAACAUAUGUACCUCUACAAGAAUAUAUUGUAGGGGAACGAUUGAAUGAGAAUUUACAACAUAAUGAUUUUACUUUAGUUCCAGUAAAUUGCACUCAACAAUUUAUUCCAAUGAGGCAUGUCUUACAAAAUUUUUUUAAACUUAAAAAUGUUUUAACUGAUACUCUGGAAUAUAUGAAUAAGUGUCGACUUUAUAAUUCAGUUUUAAUGAAUUUUACUCAAGGAAGUGUAUGGCAAGAAAAACUAAAAAGUUAUCAGUCCCAAAUAGUUUUACCUAUUUUUCUCUUUUUCGAUGAUUAUGAAAUUGGAAACCCUUUAGGAAGCCACUCUGGGAUUCACAAACUUGGGGCUGUCUAUAUGUCAAUCCCUUGUUUACCACCUCAUCGUCAGUCUUCUCUUAGUAAUAUUUUCUUAGCACUACUAUUUCACUCUUCAGAUAGACAGAAAUUUGGUAACAACGUAAUCUUUAGACCUCUUAUAAAUGAAUUAAAUUUUUUGCGGACUACAAGAAUUGAUUUUGAUUUGGUUAACUUCAAAGGAAAUAUUAAAUUUGAUUUAGGUCUUAUUAUAGGGGAUAAUUUAGGAAUACACAGUAUAACCGGGUUUGUGGAGAGUUUCUCUUCUAACUAUCCAUGUCGUAUGUGUAGAUCAAACAAAUUUGAAAUUAAAAAACAGUGUUACGCUGAUACAAGUUUAUUAAGAAAUUUAGAACAAUAUCAUCUUGAUGUUGUUGAAAACAAUGUUUCUAAUAGUGGUAUCAAAGAAGCAUGUGUAUGGCAUGAUGUACAUGGAUUUAAUGUGUUGAAUCAGGUUGGAGUUGACAUAAUGCAUGACUUGCUAGAAGGUGUCUGUAAAUAUGAUAUGUCAUUUUUGUUAUUAUACUAUACACAACACCUUCAAUUAUUCUCCUUACAAACUUUUAAUGAAAGGUUGGUUUGUUUUAACUAUGGCCCUGACAAAAGGAACAAACCGUCUGUAUUGCAUAUUGAGCAUAUUCAAAAAACACCAUAA